AUUCGGUCCCGGCUUCUGGCAGCCGUCGGCAGGCCGAGCGUGGAGGGUCUGGAGGCCCCCUGCCCUUCCCCACCUCCCCACGACGCCCCCCGCCCCCCAUGCCCCGGGGCCGGGCCCCCGCAGGCCGUGAGGAGGGCGGAUGGGCAGGGUUGAGGCCGGAGGAAGGAAGAUGAGUGAGACUGUGCCCCCGGAGCCCGCGGGGAGCCCCGAGAGGCUGCAGGAACUGGGAUGGUAUCACGGCAACCUGAGCCGCCACGCGGCGGAAGCCCUGCUCCUCUCCAACGGGCGGGACGGGAGCUACCUCCUCCGGAACAGCAAUGACCGGACCGACCUGUACUCGCUCUCAGUGAGAGCCAAGGAGUCCGUCAAGCACUUCCACGUGGAGAACGUAGGGUCUUCCUACAAGUUUGGCUUUAACGAGUUCUCCAGCUUAAAGGAAUUUGUCAAGCAUUUCGCCAACCAGCCAUUAAUUGGGAGCGAGACAGGCACCCUGAUGAUCCUGAAGCAUCCUUAUCCGUGCAAGGUGGAAGAACCGUCCAUCUACGAGUCCGUCCGGGUCCACACGGCCAUGCAGACCGGAAGGACCGAACACGAUCUGCUUCCGAGCGCCCCUUCGCUGGGGACCAAGGAGGGGUAUCUGACGAAACAAGGAGGUCUCGUGAAGAGCUGGAAAACCCGGUGGUUCACGCUCAAUCGGAACGAACUCAAGUACUUCAAAGACCAGAUGACGCCGGAGCCCAUCCGCACCCUGGACCUCACCGAGUGCUCGGCCGUGCAGUUCGAUUACACGCAGGAGAGAGUCAACUGUUUCUGCCUAGUGUUUCCAUUCAGGACAUUUUAUCUGUGUGCAAAGACUGGAGUGGAAGCGGAUGAGUGGAUUAAGAUAUUGCGGUGGAAACUGUCGCAGAUCAAAAAGCAGCUGGAGCAGAGAGAAGGCACCCCGACCUCCGAGCCACCCCCACACAGGCCGUCCUUCCGGAGCUGAGUCCGCGCCCCGGACCCACCCUCAGCCGCCACGGCCACGGCCGCGCCUCCCACCGCCGUGGCCUUCCCUCCCGCUGCGUUUCCCCCCCCGCCGCCGACCACCGCCUCCAUAGCCUUGGUCCCACCCCUCCACCCAACCCACGCCGGGAGACCGACCCCAGGGGCCAAGGGGUCCCGCAGCCCGGGCCCGGUCUUGAGCCCCGGACGACGAGAGCCACUGGGCUGACCCCAGAUGGACCCGUCUCCCCCAAACCCCGACCUCCCCUCACCGGAGGCUCGGGCCGGAAACCGGCCACCCACCGCCGCCCCCGAGAGCCGCGGAGCCCGUUCGGCGCUCACUAGGGGCGUUCGGGCGGCUACGGGAUGAUCCGAACGGACACGGGCCCCGGUCCGCACGGAGCUCACGACUUGAGGAGGGAGAAGGGGUGGUUCAGCCCCAUCGUACGGAGGAGGCGACCGAGGCACGGGACCUUAAGUGACCUGCCCGAGGCCACGCGGCUCAGCCCAGGCCCCGGGCAGAGGUGGAAUAUGGUUCGGAGUGGAGGGGGCAACCGGGUCGGACCCCAGGAAACUCCAGCUACGAGGGGCACGGAUGGGAACCAGCGAACGAUCCAAGGACGCUGAGUGCCUGGAAAGAGCAAACGCCGGGCCAGGUGCUGUCUGAAGCCAAGGAGGAGGAGCCGGGCUUGGGGCCACGUGAGAGAAUAGACCACGGAGUUGGGAAGACCAACAUAAUAAUGAUAAUAAUCGCAUUUAUUAAGCGCUUACUAUGUGCCACCCGACGUACUGUGCGCUGGGGUGGA
Messenger RNA from Ornithorhynchus anatinus (platypus), 1787 nucleotides. RefSeq names its product dual adaptor of phosphotyrosine and 3-phosphoinositides 1 (gene DAPP1). The coding region runs from base 140 to 985 and encodes 281 amino acids. NCBI's taxonomy places the organism in Eukaryota, Metazoa, Chordata, Mammalia, Monotremata, Ornithorhynchidae. The record is from RefSeq and is a predicted model, not a curated record. The transcript is spliced from 9 exons.